UUCUUGCGAAUACCAUGUUGAUUGAGUGUGCGAAAUUAUCAUUACAAGUUUGUAAUUAUGAAGGAAAAUGCCAAACGUAAGCAGAGGAAAUGUAUUUCGGAAAAAAAGGGUACGUCAUCGAAAUGCGCCGCGUUGAGCAAGGAGAGAAGUGGCUCCCUUCAAUGACGUCUGCUGGGACACAUCAGCGUGCGAGAACUAAAGAUGCUGAGUGAAUAGGCGUGAGUGGUGUAAGUAGGUUUGGAGCAGUGGCAGUGUAUGGGGAAAACUCUGCAGUUCUUUGCGCGGCCCAUGGGGCUCACCUCCUUGCAAGUUUAUAGUUUAGGUUGUUAAACAAUUACAAUAAUGGGAAGAAGCUACUUUGUGGAAGAAACUGUUGGGCAAUAUCUGUCAGAGCUCACCACCAAAUCGAAGCCUCUUAUCACUGGCCUUUUAAUAGGACAGUGUUCCCCACAAAGAGACUAUGUUAUCCUAGCUGUUCAGACUCCUCCGAAGGAUGAAGAAAGCAAAAGCAAUGCUGGUGUCAGUGCAGAGUUGUCUAACAUUGAUGAAGAAUGGAUAACAGCACAUGCCAACCAGGUAUCAAGAAUGCUUCCUGGAGGUCUCUCAGUUCUUGGUGUCUUUACUGUUGCAAUUCCAGAGCUGUCAAAAGAAAUCCAAAAUACUCUGCGCAAGCUUGUCUUCUCGGUAGAAAAAUCUGUAGCUCGAAAAAGGCUGUGGAGCAUCUCAGAGGAAGACGUGUCUGACCGGGUGGUUCUUCAUUUUUGUUCUGCUACAAAGAAAACACUUUGUCGCACAUAUGACAUACAAGAUCCAAAAAGUACAGCUAAGCCAGCAGACUGGAAAUACCAGAGUGGCCUGUCCACUUCUUGGAUACCUUUAGAAUGCACAACUAAUGCUAACAUACACAUCCCACUAUUGGCUACUUCAUCUUCCCAUGAACUAGAGAAAAACAUACGGAAUGGAUUAACUCGGUGGGCCAAGCAGAUAGAGGAAGCUGUCAUUUUGAUCAAUGGCCAGGUCAAGGAGGAAGAUGCUGACUUGGUGGAUGGUCAGAAAAAGUCUGGAAGAGGAAGCACGCAGUCAGCUACCCAGUCCCUUGAUGCCAGGAUUCUUACACAGUUAUCGCUGAAGUCAAAUUCCAGAUCCACAGCAACUGUCCAGAUCUGCACUGGUUCCAUAAAUCUCAAAGGCGCUUUAAAAUGCAAGGCUUUCAUCCAUCAUAACAAGCCAAAGGUUAAGGAUGCUAUCAAGGCCUUGAAAAGAGACAUCAUAAACACACUCUCUGAUCGGUGUGAAAUCUUGUUUGAAGAUCUACUUAUGAAUGAAACGACAGGAAUGAAAAGUUUGGAAAGGGAGUAUCAUGCCUUGCCUUGCAGAGUAUUUGCCCCCAUCGCAGGGUCCCGUGUGCUGGUUUGUGACUACAAGUUUGGCGAUGAGACCAUCAGGGAAGUCCAAGAACAUUUUCUUGAAAUGCUGGAUCAAGCUGUUCAAGCAGAGGAUUUACACGCAGUAGAGGAAAUGAGCACAGUUGAAAUCAUCCCACCCAAGGAAUUUCCAGAUGAAAUUCAACACAAACAGUUGACAAAAGAAACACUGCUUCUGAAACUUCACCAAAACAUAGGAGUAGUGAUAGCUGUGGCUGUCGCAAUAUCAGCUGCAGCCUUCUCCUUUAACUACUUCAGCGACUAGACUUCUGACCUUGAGAAUCAUCCUGCCAAUUCCAGCCACCACGGACAUACUAAGAAGAAUUGCACCUCUAGAAACAAUUGCAUUAGCAACCCAAUGUGUCACCUAAAAAAAAGAAAAGAAAAGAAAUCCAUUUGCUUUUUGAAAUAAUAAUGAUGAUAGCUUUGGCUGUCUUGUCUCGGCAUGCAGAUUGUGUAGGUGGAAUGGUUUUGGGGGGGAGGGGGGGAGCAACACCGACCUGCUAGCAGAUAAUACUGUAUUAUAACAUUUCCAAGAAGAAUUUGUCAAAUGGGCACUUAACUUUCCUCCUUGUUAAUUAAAAGGAUCAUUGUUAAA
This is a messenger RNA of Sphaerodactylus townsendi, 2022 nucleotides long. RefSeq names its product odr-4 GPCR localization factor homolog (gene ODR4). Gene Ontology annotation, cellular component: endomembrane system. Bases 343 to 1689 code for a protein of 448 amino acids. The transcript has 15 exons. The record is from RefSeq and is a predicted model, not a curated record. Gene Ontology annotation, biological process: intracellular protein localization. NCBI's taxonomy places the organism in Eukaryota, Metazoa, Chordata, Lepidosauria, Squamata, Sphaerodactylidae.